AUGGAAAAGUAUAAUUUAUCAUUCAUCGAAUUGGAUGAGAAUCAAAAUCACGAAGAUUUUGUCAUUGUCUGGCUUUCAUUGGAUGAUGUUCCAAAUUCAACAACAAAUUUUAAAAACUAUUUAAAGAAAUAUGAUUCAUGUGAAGCUUGUAUAAAUUACAUGAGAAAUUUCAGAAGCGAACGUAAAAUUUUUCUCGUCUUAUUGAUGGACGUCGAGUAUUUAUCGGUUUUUGAAGAAUUAUCGCAAAUUCAAUCAGUUUAUAUUUUAAAGAAUUACAAUAAAAAUUUUCGAUUCAAUACACAAGAUCAUCCAAAGUUAGUUGGUCUAUUCGAAAAUAUAGAUGAAUUAAUCAGCCGAUUACGUAAAGAUAUAAUAUUAACUUAUAAAAGCGACAUAUCAACAAAUACAUCUACUCUAAAUGAAAACAAGAUUGAACAAUCGUUAACAAAUUUACAUUGCAAUACUUUAACAAUAUUGUGGUAUCAUUAUUUUAUUUGUUAUUUAAUAAAAUAUCCAAGUUUUAACAUGGAAAAAUUGAAACAACUUAUGAUAAAACGAUGUCGAUUGGAAUAUGAAAAUAAUAAAAGCGAAUUAAUAAAAAUCAAUGAUUUUGAUAAAGACUGUUCAAACGAUAAUAUUUUAAAUUGGUAUACAAAAGAUUCAUUUGUAUAUCGACUUUUAAAUAAAGCAUUUCGUACAAGAAAUAUGAAUUUUAUUUGUCAAUUUCAAUAUUUUUUCAUCGGUUUAUAUCAGAAAUUUCAAGAAUUAUCAAAAAAACAAAAAGAAAUAUAUCCUUUGACUGUUUAUCGAGGGCAAAUUCUUAAUAUAAAUGAUCUUAAACGAUUACAAUCAAAUGGUGAGCCUCUUAUUUCAAUAAAUACAUUUCUGUCAACAUCACGUAGUGAAGAAGUUGCUCGUUCAUUUAUUUUUGAUGCUCCACUAAGUGUUUUAUUUAAAAUUAAUAUUAAAAAUAUAACUAAUAAUAGAUUUCGACCAUUCAUCGAUAUUUCUAGUUAUAGUUCAAUGCCAUACGAACAAGAAAUUUUAUUCUUUGCUGGAACUAUUUUUUCUGUUGAUUCGAUUCAACAAGAAAAUAAUUCAACAUGGAUUAUUGAACUUACUUUAAACAAUGAAAUAUGUGAACAUAUUGAAGAUUUGAUUGAUGAUUUUCAAAACCAUAUUCCUCAUUUUAAAAACAACCAUUAUUUAUUUAUGAAAACAGAUGAUUUCCGUAUGAUUAAACAAUAUUAUCAUAUAUUAACAAGGGAAGAAUUCUCUUUAAAUAAUGUAUCUAUAAAUAUGAUAUAUAUUCAUGUUGCUUUUAUAUUUAGUAAUUUAGGAUGUUAUGAAAAAGCAAUUGAAUUAUAUAAUAAAUAUCUUCUCAUAAACUAUGUUUCUAUUGAUAAUCCUCAAGCAAAAGUUAUUCAUAUGAUUAUCGGUUAUCUUCAUUAUCAUCUUUCUGUAUACGAUAAUGCUUUUAUUCAUUACGGUAUUGUAUUAUCGUUAUUAGAUGAAACAAAUUUAUUAUCAAUUGAACUGUACAAUCAUAUUGGUGAUGUUUGGAAUAAUAUGGACAAUAUCGAUCAUGCAAUAUCAUGUUAUCAGCAAGCAUUAAAUAUCGGAAGUGCAAAUGAUAUUGUUCGAUCUGAUAUUGAUCAGAAAAUAAAUGAUUUACAUUUAAAAAAGAAAAACUUAAUUGAGAAUUCUAUUUAUGAAAGGCAAAUAAAUGAUAUUGAUGAACAUCAUAGAUCAAUUAUAAAUCCAGAUAAUGAAACACAAUUGAAAAAUUAUCAAUGUCAGCUAAAUGAUGGACAUAAUCUUACAUCAGUUCAACGUAUUGAUGUGUUUUAUCAAAUUGGUAUAUGUUUAAUGAGAAAAGGUGACUCUCAUCAAGCUUUACAAAUCUUUUCAAAAGCGAAACAGAUGAUUAUUAGUGGACAGUUAGAUAAUGAAAUUAAUUCUAAAUCAAUUCGACAUGUUGAUUUAUCAUAUCAAAUUGGCUUAUGUUUGAUGAACAAAGGUGAUUUUCCUCAAGCCUUAAAUAGUCUUUUAGAAGCUGAACAGAUUAUUAUUAAAGAUCCUCCAGUAUGGGAUCGAUUUCCUCAAUUACUUGCAACACUUUAUGAUAAUAUUGCUAUACUUUAUUUUCUUUUACAUGAACCUUUUCAAGCGCUAUUUAUGUGGAAGAAAUCUAAUGAUAUUAAAACAAACUUUUCUUACGGUUAA
Adineta steineri is the source of this 2226-nucleotide messenger RNA. The record is from the annotation of a GenBank genome assembly. NCBI's taxonomy places the organism in Eukaryota, Metazoa, Rotifera, Eurotatoria, Adinetida, Adinetidae.